Molecule: messenger RNA, 441 nt
Organism: Hansenula ciferrii
Lineage: Eukaryota; Fungi; Ascomycota; Saccharomycetes; Phaffomycetales; Wickerhamomycetaceae
Gene: PAR32
Product: Par32p
Exons: 1
Coding region: 1-441 (146 amino acids)
Source: RefSeq, a predicted model, not a curated record
AUGGGUAAACACUACUAUGCCACUGGUAGAGGAGGGGCCGGUAACAUACAGUCAGCAGACAAAAUCCCACAUCCAAAUGAAGUACCUCAAGGUUCUCAAACACCAAAUUUAUUACAACCAGUUUUCUCAACAGGUAGAGGUGGUGCUGGGAAUAUGAUCAAGAAUAAAGAUCCUGAACUAACGAGGAAAUUACAAGAUGUUGAUCAAGAUCCAGAAGAUUAUAUAAGUCCAGUUAUAAGUGGUCAACAAAAUCCAAAUGCAAAUAUGAGUUUUGGUAGAGGUGGUUUUGGUAAUAUGAUUAGUCCAAAGAAUAGUGCUAAUGCAAAUCAACAAAUACAAAGAGAAAAAGUUGGAACUUCUAAAAGUAAUGAAAAAGCUAAUACUAGUUCUAAAAAUGAAGGUGGUUUUUUCAAAAAGGCUAAAAGUUUAUUUAAGAAAUGA